Molecule: messenger RNA, 1167 nt
Organism: Rhizopus microsporus ATCC 52813
Lineage: Eukaryota; Fungi; Mucoromycota; Mucoromycetes; Mucorales; Rhizopodaceae
Product: NADH:flavin oxidoreductase/NADH oxidase
Exons: 1
Coding region: 1-1167 (388 amino acids)
Cellular component (GO): intracellular anatomical structure
Molecular function (GO): NADP binding; NADPH dehydrogenase activity; FMN binding
Source: RefSeq, a predicted model, not a curated record
AUGCCUUCUGUUGUCAUCGAACCUUACGCUAUUAAUCCUCACAAUGGUAAAGCCAAGGAUGAACAAAGACCCAAGCUGUUUAGUUCCAUCAAAGACAGAUCCAUCACGUACCAUAACCGUAUCGUCGUUCCUCCCAUGUGUAUGUACAGUGCCAAAGAUGGCUUCUUUAACGAUUUCCAUGUGGCUCAUUAUGGUUCUUAUGCUAUCAGAGGCUCAGGUAUGAUCAUCAUUGAAGCCACUGCUGUUGAACCUCGUGGUCGUAUCUCUCCUCAUGACGCUGGUUUAUGGUCCGACGACCAUAUUGCUCCUCUUAAGCGCAUUGUUGAUGUUAUCAAGUCUCAAGGAUCUGUUCCUUCUAUCCAAAUCGCACACGCAGGUCGCAAGGCCGACAUGUCUUCUCCAUGGCUUGGUUACAAGCUGGUGCCUGAAUCAGAAGGCGGAUGGCCAAACGAUAUCGUCGGUCCCUCUGAUGUCCCCUUUGAUGAGCACCACGGUAAGCCUCAUGCUUUGACUAUUCCCGAGAUGCAAGAAAUCAAACAAAAAUGGGUCAAUGCCGCUAUCCGUGCUGACAAGGCUGGUAUUGAAGUACUUGAAAUUCACGACGCUCAUGGCUACUUGUUGCACAAUUUCUUGUCUGGUUAUUCAAACAAGCGUACUGAUAUCUAUGGUGGCUCUUUGGAAAACCGUAUGCGCUACCCUCUUGAAGUCGUCGAAGCCAUUCGUAAGGUCUGGCCAGAACAUAAGCCCCUGUGGGUUCGUAUCUCUGCUACCGACUUUAAGUCAUUAGACCCUGAGGCCCAUGAUGAAGAUGGUUGGGACCUUUAUCAAUCCAUUGAGUACGUCAAGGCAUUGAAGGAUAUCGGUGUUGAUGUUAUUGAUGUCUCCGCUGGUGGAAAUCGUCCUGAUGCUGAGUACCCCCGUAACCCUCUUUAUCAAGUCCCCUUUGCUGAAGCUAUCAAGCGUGCCACUGGUAUCGCUGUUGGUGCAGUCGGCAGGAUCACUGAUCCUAAGGAUGCCGAGGCUAUUUUACAGCAAGACAAGGCUGAUUAUAUCUUGAUCGGUCGUGAGCACCUUCGUGACACAGCUUGGGUAAAUCGAGCUGCUCGUGAGCUUGGUGUGAAGACUACUUGGAUCAACCAAUACGAACGCGCUCAGCGUGAAUUAUAG